AUGCCGCAAAUGAUUCAUGUCACGGCAGUCGAAACCGCCAUCAAGCCAUGUCUCAGCCAUCCCGUUCUGCCUGAAAGCCGUCAGCACGGCAUUUCAAAGCAGCUUUCCGGCAUCUUUGAAACGACUGGUCAAUGUAUAUUUGCGGUUGCUUACGGCAAGUCAAUUCGGCAAGCACUGAACAACCAACACUGUACCAUGGAGAGGGUAUUGAUUAUCGGAACCCGUAGUGUGCUUCCUCUCGGUGUUGUUCACGAAAUCCAUGCGCGAACAGGGAAAGCCUCGGCUGAUUGA
This is a messenger RNA of Neurospora tetrasperma FGSC 2508, 291 nucleotides long. RefSeq lists its product as uncharacterized. The record is from RefSeq and is a predicted model, not a curated record. The coding region runs from base 1 to 291 and encodes 96 amino acids. Lineage: Eukaryota; Fungi; Ascomycota; Sordariomycetes; Sordariales; Sordariaceae. The transcript has 2 exons.